GGAAGGUGCGUCGCAUCGCCGGCAGGGAGCCAACAGGCCAAAACUGCGAGCCGCCGCUGCUGCAGGUCGCAUCUCAGGAUUCCCACUUUCCUGUGCACCUCCAUUUUUCUGCUCCCUUCCUCCCUCCAGGAUCAAGCGUACGUUCUUUGGACCUCGUGCCAGAGAGGACAAGACCACCACCACCAAUAACCCAAAGCACCUUCCCCGUAUCGUCGAGCCAGACUAGGUAGCUCUGCUGGGCAGCUAGACUAGAAGGCAUCCCCAUCGCUCUCUGCCUCGCAGAAGAGGCAACUCCACACACCCUUUGGGUUGUCGCAAAGUCGUUGGCCACGACUGAGCACGACCUUAAGAUCCCGUUUGCCCGGCCGCUUGGCUUGCGCUGCGUGAGUCUCGGAACCCAUUGAGCGAGGUUCGCUUCAUUGCGACACUUUGACCGACAACGACAACCGCCCCUUCCGAACUCGACUUGCAUUCUCAAAAUGCUGUCUAAUCCGCCACUAUCAAAUCUUCAUCCGCGCCACAGGCAGCAUCGACGACAGAACUCGACGCCCACGGCUUUCGAAGCGGUGAAGAUCCCGAACCUGCCCAACAUUCAGCGACGGCAGCCAGUGUCCCAUCGGCGAGGCCUCAGCCUCGACACUCGGCAGCAUCAGAUCCGUCAGCUCCAGCAACACCAACAACGCCAGCAACAACACUCGACAACAAUCGACAACAGGCAGGACUUCGCGACAACGACUACAACGGUAAGUAGCUCGACGACCACUAACCACCCAGGAUUACCAACGACACCACAGCAUCACGUAUUGCGAGAAGCGCAGCAGCAACGCAUAAUAGCACGCCCAGGCCCUAGCCAGGCCUACGCCAACUUGGCGAGUGACGGGGCCUUCAUGGUCUCGCCGCAUCCCACUCCCCAGCACAACCAACAGCAGUUUGAUGCCGCCCAAUGCGGCCUGCAGACUGGCCCCCAGUUCGCGGGCAAUGGCGCUGCCCAUAUCAGCCUCCUGAUGAGGCGGAACCAGGCCGCCUUCAACGCCAACGCUCAAGGCGCCAUGACCCUGAACACCGACUUUGACAUAUUCGAGCCCUCUCCUGACAGCGCGCUGUCCACACCCAGCUUCAUCAACUACCAGGACAGCCCGGCCUUCUCGCAGCAGGGCUGGGCCUCCGAGGGAGACGCGUCUAGCUCGCGCAGGUCCUCGAGGAGGAUCAGCAAUGGCAUCAUGGACCGCGUGAACAAGUUUGAGACGCUGGGAAGUGUCGACGGAGGUUCGAGGCCAGCUACACCCCCAACACAGAACGUAACAGGUUACUUCCCCCCGACACCGAUAGAGACCCCUUGCGAAAGAAUGGUCAAGCACCAGCCCCGGCCCACUCGCUUCGCCGAGGGCUAUGACGAGUCGAUGGAGGACACAAUCAAGCCGCGCAACCGUUCCAAGCGCGCCUCGGGUGUUUUCCAGGAGCUCAGGCAGCAGGCCGAGGCAAUGGCAGCCAGCCAGCAGCGCGCCAACACCAUGGCCAUGCCCCUGCAGUCCCCGGACUUUAUGAACUUGGGGAACAUGAGCGAUGAGUUUGUCAAGAUCGAGACGGGCAUAAACACCAUGCAUGGCUCCGCCAACGGCACCCCUGACCUGUCCCAUCAUUCGACCCCGGUGACCCCGUACGGGAGCUCUUUUGAGAACGGAUUCCACGCGACCAACUUCGACUCGCAGGCCACUAUGAUGAUGUUCCAUCCCAACAUCAACCUCGUGCCGGGCAAUGCCAGUGCCUCGGAGUCGUGCAGGGAGUCUCCCCAUCGCCGCACCGACUCUCUUGCCAGCAUCGCCAGUGCCGCCAGCAUCUCGAGCCUUAACAUUGACGAGACCAAGACGGAGACGGGCGUGACGCUCGACGACAUCUCAGCCCACAUCGAAGGCCCCGAUCCCACGGACGGCAAGUGGACCUGCGUCUUCGAGGACUGUGGAAAGAAGUUCGGCCGCAAGGAGAACAUCAAGUCGCACGUGCAGACGCAUCUCAACGACCGCCAGUACCAGUGCCCGACCUGCAGGAAGUGCUUCGUGCGCCAGCAUGACCUGAAGCGCCACGCCAAGAUCCACACUGGUGUCAAGCCGUACCCGUGCGACUGUGGCAACAGCUUCGCUCGGCACGACGCCCUCACCCGCCAUCGCCAGCGAGGAAUGUGCAUCGGCGCCUUUGACGGCAUCGUGCGCAAAGUCGUGAAGCGCGGCAGGCCCAAGAAGCACCGGCCCGAGAUGGAUGCCAGGCUGGACAAGUCUGCUCGUACGCGUGCCAAGAACAAGGACUCGCCCAACGGCUCCCACUCGCCCUCGGACGCGUCUCACAGCGGCUACACAGAUAGCUCGGCCCCCAGCUCGCCGUCUUACCACGAUGAUGGGUUUGAAGACAUGCUCGACGAUCAGCCAUUCCAAGAUCUGAUGGAGAAUGUGCCCCAGUCCUCCGGCCCUCAGCAGCAGCAACAACACAACCGCACGUCUUCGGCUCUCUCAACCGCGCCCAUGGGCCUGAUGGCCAACACCGCAGCCAUGCCCACCAUCUCGCCCGCAGCAGUGACUACGGCGGCAGACAUGGCCGGUCUCGUUUCUAUCGUGGCUGACGUCUCAGCACCCAUCUCGUCGCCGGCAGCCAUGUCGGACUACUCGCACGCGUCGCACCUGACCGGGAACGGUGGCAACCAGACCCUGCUGGACCCUUUCAACACGUCCCUUGACGACAGCGCCCUGGGCGACGACCUUGGCCUGCCCCAGCAACAGCCGCACGCGCAGCAGACCGCGCCUCAAUCGCCCGCCAAGAGCGUGGCCUCGCACUACACCCACAACCAGCCGGGCACGCCCCCUGAUCUGUCGGCGUCGAGCUCGCCUCCGCCCAGCUCCGCCGUGACGGGCGCCGAUCGCUUCUUCCCCUCCCAGAUGAUGGGCGGGAACGGGGAUGCGAUGGGCUGCGCCGGAACGGACAUGGGAGUCCUGGGCGGUGGCAUGUGUGCUCCUCCGACGGUGGCGGCGACUGCCACUGGCGUUGCGGGUGUGUCGAUGGCCGAGGACAUGGACCUGUACCAGGCCCUGGGCGCCGGAGGCGAGGAUCUCGUUGGCGGGCUCGAUGGCCUGAGCGGUCUCGGCCCGUACGGCGCGUUGGGUGGGCUCGUCCACGGCAUGCCCUCCAAGUUCGAUGAGGAGUACGGCAUGUUCACCAACGACGACGUGUCCAGCUACUUCGGUCCUUAAGUGUCCUUCCUGGCCUCGUCUGUCGAGUCUUGGGUCCCAGAUCUUCUGGCGUGUUUUGUUUACCUGUGGUGCAGCGUCUGUCGGCGCGGUAAUGAUGACGAAAGUCAAGUCUUUGAGCCUCUGGCCGGUUUCCGUGCCGUUGUUUCUCAAGAAACGAGAUAUCUGACGAGAGGCUCAAUGGCUUUGUAAUAAUCUUGGGGAAAACGGGUUGUUAGACGCGGCUGUUCGUGUUGGUUUUUCUUGCUUACUCGGUCUUGUCGGGUGGUUGGGAACUUGUAUAUUAGAUUGUCAUUUUUGCCACUUGGAUAUUUUUGUUGUGCGCAUGGAGGACCUCUGGCCCAAAGUUGCCGGCGAGACUCGAUGUUCCGCGUUUUUUUUAUCUUUUAUUAGUAUCGUUUCGAAGAGGAGAAGCUGAAGGGCUGCGGGAGAUGGAGAUGGGAAUUCGGGAUCACGGAGCGCCUGGAGUUUUGUCUUUGGUUGAUUGUCAAUGAAUGUGGGACCAUGGCUUUUGUCUGUCAUCCCUUUCUCAUCUUCCUCGCAUUUUGGUUUUGUCGAUUAUUGAUUAUCGGUUGCGACUUUGUGGUUUCAGUGUAUGUAAUUCGCCGUGGAAGUGAUGAGAAUAAUAUCAGGUGUAGCCUUUCCGA
Gaeumannomyces tritici R3-111a-1 is the source of this 3880-nucleotide messenger RNA. RefSeq lists its product as hypothetical. The coding region runs from base 480 to 3236 and encodes 918 amino acids. NCBI's taxonomy places the organism in Eukaryota, Fungi, Ascomycota, Sordariomycetes, Magnaporthales, Magnaporthaceae. The transcript is spliced from 3 exons. The record is from RefSeq and is a predicted model, not a curated record. Gene Ontology annotation, biological process: regulation of transcription by RNA polymerase II. Gene Ontology annotation, molecular function: DNA-binding transcription factor activity; RNA polymerase II cis-regulatory region sequence-specific DNA binding.